Messenger RNA from Mustela erminea (ermine), 4582 nucleotides. It is a transcript of the gene LOX, whose product is annotated as lysyl oxidase. NCBI's taxonomy places the organism in Eukaryota, Metazoa, Chordata, Mammalia, Carnivora, Mustelidae. Gene Ontology annotation, biological process: peptidyl-lysine oxidation. Gene Ontology annotation, molecular function: copper ion binding; protein-lysine 6-oxidase activity. The transcript is spliced from 7 exons. The record is from RefSeq and is a predicted model, not a curated record. Bases 418 to 1665 code for a protein of 415 amino acids.
AGAGGCGAGGAGCUGUCCGCCUUGCACGUUUCCAAUCGCAUUACGUGAACAAAUAGCGGAGGGGCUGCCGGGCCAGAACUGCUUGUGUAACUUUGCAAACGUGCCAGAAAGUUUAAAAUCUCUCCUCCUUCCUUCGCUCCAGACGCUGCCCGCUCGCCGGGGCCACCGCGCCGCUCCCCGUCGCCUUCCAGAAGGACUGGGAAAGAGGAGACAGGCGGGUGCCACGUCCCAGCAGCUGCCUUGACUGGACGAGGGUCUGCAGCCCACCCUCGGUGUUGCUUGUAGGGACUGAGAUACCCGCGCUCCGCCCGCCUCCCCGCUUGAAGAUUUCUCCCUCCCUCACGUGAUUUGGGCCCCGUUUUCCUUUUCUCCGACCAACGACCUCCCGGAGUGGGGACAAUCAGGCAAAAGGCAGCGAUGCGCUUCGCUUGGACCGCGCUCCUGCUCGGGCCCCUGCAGCUCUGCGCGCUCCUGCGCUGCGCCCCACCGGCCGCUGGCCAGCAGCAGCCCCCUCGCCAGCAGCCGGCGGCUCCGGCCGCCUGGCGCCAGAGGAUCCAAUGGGAGAACAACGGGCAGGUGUUCAGCCUGCUGAGCCUGGGCUCGCAGUACCAGCCGCAGCGCCGACGGGACCCGGGCACCACCGCCCCGGGCGCGGCCAACGCCGCAGCCCCGCAGCCGCGCAUGCCCAUCCUGCUGCUCCGCAACCGCACGGCGGCAGCACGCGAGCAAGCUGCAGGCUCGUCGGGGGUCGCCGGCCGACCCAGACCCGCCGCCCGCCAUUGGUUCCAAGCUGGCUACUCGCCGUCCGGGGCCCGCGAUGCUGGGGACUCGAGAGACGGCAACCGGACGGCGCUGGGAGAGCGCCCGGCGCUCAGUAACCUGCAGCCACCCAGCCGCGUAGACGGCAUGGUGGGCGACGACCCGUACAACCCCUACAAGUACUCCGACGACAACCCCUAUUACAACUACUAUGACACGUACGAAAGGCCCCGGCCUGGGAGCAGGUACCGGCCCGGAUACGGCACCGGCUACUUCCAGUACGGUCUCCCGGACCUGGUGCCAGACCCGUACUACAUCCAGGCGUCCACGUACGUGCAGAAGAUGUCCAUGUACAACCUGAGAUGCGCUGCAGAGGAAAACUGCUUGGCCAGCUCAGCAUACAGAGCAGAUGUUAGAGAUUAUGAUCACAGGGUGCUGCUAAGAUUCCCCCAAAGAGUGAAAAACCAAGGGACAUCAGAUUUCUUACCAAGCCGACCGAGAUAUUCCUGGGAAUGGCACAGUUGUCACCAACAUUAUCACAGCAUGGAUGAAUUCAGCCACUAUGACCUCCUUGAUGCCAGCACCCAGAGGAGAGUGGCUGAAGGCCACAAAGCAAGUUUCUGUCUUGAGGACACAUCCUGUGACUAUGGCUACCACAGGCGAUUUGCAUGUACUGCUCAUACACAGGGGUUGAGUCCUGGCUGCUAUGAUACCUAUAAUGCAGACAUAGACUGCCAGUGGAUUGAUAUUACGGAUGUAAAACCUGGAAACUACAUUUUAAAGGUCAGUGUGAACCCCAGCUACCUGGUGCCUGAAUCGGACUAUUCUAACAAUGUCGUGCGCUGUGAAAUCCGCUACACGGGACACCAUGCGUAUGCCUCGGGCUGCACAAUUUCACCGUAUUAGAAAGCAAGCCAAAACUCCCAAUGGAUCAAUCAGUGCCUCGUGUUCUGAAGUGGGAAAAAAAUAGAUUAACUUCAGUAGGAUUUAUAUAUUUUGAAAGAACAGAAAACAACAAAGGAAUUUUUGUUUGGACUGUUUUAUAACAAAGCACAUAACUGGAUUUUGAACAUUUAAAUUGGCCUUACUUGGGAAAUUUUUAAUAUUAUUCAUAUUACUUUGUGAAUGAACAGUGUUUCCAUUCUGUAGAUGCACACUUUGGCUCUUUGACGGAUAUCCAAAUUUCUUAUGCUCCUUUGGAAAUUAUGGUGUAAAGGGGAAAAUAACAUUUUAGCGAAUGAGCCAAAAUUACCAUUAACUGAAAAUUUUCUUAACUUCAGUGAACCAUAACAAUAACUGCUUGUAUUUGUCUUCGCAUAGAUUAAUUUAGAAAGGAGGCUCCUACUGUUCAAGUAGAUACAGACACAUCUGGUGCUGAGGAAGGAACAAACAUUACCAUUGGUGUCAAGAAAUAUUACUAUAUAGCAGAGAAAUCGCAAUAUAUGUACUCAGAUAGUUACAUCCCUAUAUAAAUUUUUAUGUUUACAUUUUAAAGUUAGUAAACUCCUGUCUUUCUGUUUAAUGUACAAUUUCAGUCUGACUUAAGUCAGCUUUUGUUUCGGAACAAAUUAAGAAACUGAGCUGCCCAACUCCCGUCUGACAUUCGUUGAUGCUCUCUCAAUUCUUUAAUUUUCCUAUGGGCAGAGACCUUGUAAGUGGCAUUCUUAAAAUCACCAUUCUGGGGACUGGUGUACGGAGGACAGUUUUGUCUACGGGAAGUCAUUCUGAUGAUAGAUGCAAUAUAUUUAGAGAAACCAUAUAUGCGCUUAAGUAAGUACUGAAAAAUUUUCCUGGUUGACAUAAAAAUCAUACAAACAAGUCCCCCAAACCACAGCUGUCUCUCAAAUACUUUAAAACAUUAAUGAAAAAUACCUUGGGAUUUUCAACUUGUCUACAUUUUUUUUUAAUGUUCCUCUUUUUAAAUGAAGAAUGCUAAAAAUAUUUGAAUAAUCCAGAAUAUAUAACAUAAUAUCUGGAUAUAGGAACAUUAUCAGGUCAUCCAGGACUCAGUAAUAUAUAUGUAUUUUUUCUGUGUUGUCUGAAGUAUAAACCAAAAACCAUGUAACAUUACAUAGUUGAGGUGUUGGUGAAUAAGGGGGAAAAAAUAACUUUCUGUAAAACAAACAACUAUGCUGCAUAAUGAGACAGCUGUGAUUUUAUUUUAAAACUGUGAAACCACGUGCCACAACAAAAUUUGGAAAAUUGCCUUUUUUAUUUUCCCCUAGUUCCAAAAGGUGCAGAGAGAAAUCAAAUGACACUUUUAAGUUAGUGGUGCUUAGGCAGAAGUCUUACUACAUUACCCAGUAUAAAAAUCUCAAGUGAGAGAUUUCUAGUUUGGUAGAAUUUAAAAUUGAGUUGGUAAGCUGGUAUCAUACAUCACAGAGUUGUGAAGUCCACACCAACUACGAGGAGUCGUUUCGCACUAGUGCCUAGUGCAGCAAGGGGGGCUAGAGACGGACAGUCAUCCGGGGUGGAAGUCAACCUCAUCUGCUGGGGCACAUACUGACCAAUGGAGAAUGCAACUUGAUAGAGACCCAGAACUUCCACUGAGCUAGUAUCUGAGCUAUGGAGUAACUUCUUUGAUGUACCUCUUUGCCUUAAGUUGCUUAUUUAGUUUUAAGACUGUAGAAUGAUCCUUUCAAGUCAUAUUCUUUCCUCAUAGAGAUAUUUUAAUAUACUUCCUUAAAAACAAAAACAAAAACAAAAACAAAACUACUGUCAGUAUUAAUACUGAGCCAGACUGGUAUCUACAUAUUAAGGCCUAUCAUUUCAUUGAGAUUCUUACCCUUGUAAAAACGCUAUUACGGCCUUGGGACACAUCUGAGAAGACAUUUGCUAUCAUUCACUGAGCCUUCCAUCUGUCUGUCCACCCAUCAACAUUUGAGGGUCUGAUACAUGUCAGGCACUUAUAUGGUAGGUCUUGGGAUAUUUAAAAAAAGCAAAAACAACAACAACAACAAAACACACAAAAAAACACCCCAUCUCCUAACCUCAGUAAGUAUAAAAAAAUGUCAUUCUUACCCUUUAGAUUCACCUUAUGUCAUUUUUAACAGUUAUAAGUACAUGUCUAAAAAUUUUCUAUUUUUAGCACUAUUGUUUUUCAUGACCAUAUUUUAUUUUAAAAAAUAAGUUAAAAUAAAUAGUUAUAUGCAUGUAUGUGUUACUAAUAAUUAAAACUAUGUUUUCAAUCCUUGAAAUGUCUGCCUCUUAAAUAUAACACCUACUAUUGGGUUGAUUUUGAAAAAAAAAUUCAAUUAGGAGGCUAAAGAUUCUUUCUUAUUCCUUAUGUAAAUAUUCCUUCCUUCCACUACCCCUAAACAAUCCCAAACAACUCACAGGUAUUGAUUUAACACUUGAUAUUUUUGAACCUCAAGGGAUCUCUCCUCUGAAUAACCAUAAAAACUCGCAUAUAAUGAUUAACUGGUAAAAGUCAUCCAUUAAUAAAAUUUAAAUAAAAACCCUAAUCCAGUCUUACCAAAUUCCACAUAAGAUAUUUUUAUAAUAGGAAGUAGAAGUAAACCUAAGAAUGUUGAGUACUGAAAAGGGACUGGCUUUUAGACUAACAAAGACUCUGAAAAAAAUGGGAUAAAUAGGAAAGUAAUUUAUUGACUCCUUCCAUAUGCCAUUUUAGCAGUUUCAUAACUAUUCAGACUGUAGUCUGGAUUAAAGAUGUCUCUGAGGCUAGGAUUCAGUCUCCCAAUAGUACUAUAAUGUGCGAAUCCACAACUAUCCACAAGAAUUCAUUGCCCAUUUCCAGGAAAUCUUUAUUUUUUUACAUAGUAAUUUUUUUCACAAUCUCUAUCAUCUAAUUAUUCACUAAGUA